CUCCGGUUCUCCCUUUUCUUAAGAUCCAAUAGACCGUAGCCCAAUUACAACCUUGAGAAUUCGAGCAUCAGGUUGAAGUCCAAGAAGUUUUCCCAUUCCGCGAUUGGUUGGCGGGCUUUCAGACAUCUGACAAUUGGAUGAUCGAAUUCCUUCAAUGAUCCUUCUCAGACGCUUCAAACCGCCCGACAUCACAUCCUCUAUUAUCCAACUAGGACCUAUCAAGUUUCCAACUCAGGCCGCCAAAUCACCCUUCUACUCUGAAAGACGCAAUAUUGAAACUCCCCGCCAACUGUUCGAUAGAAUUCCGGACAGAAAUAUGGUUGAUUCAAACUCUGAUAUCUACUGCUCUACCCGGAGUGAAAAGGAAGUGAGAGCUAUUAAACUCCCUAGUUGGAUGCUCCUCGGUGGUUCAAAUUCAUUGCGCUUGGCCGUUUCAUGCAUCGUCCGAGCAAUAAAAUUCAUGGGCUCGGAUGAUACAAAGCGUGGAAUUCACGCUGCUGUGAUAAAAAAUGGGUUUGAGUGUGAAGUUGCUAUCACCACUGCUCUUAUAGGAUUUUACUCUUCUCUGUGUGAGCUGGAAAGUGCUCGACGACUGUUCUAUUCGACACCCAUGAAAGAUUUGAUCUUGUGGAGUGCAAUGGUUUCGACAUGUUGUAAGAAUGGACAAUUCAUCGAGGCUAUUGAUACUUUCGGUGAGAUGUUGAGUUUUGGUGUUACUCCAAAUAAUGUGAGCCUUGUGAGUGUUCUACUGGCAUGUGCCAAUACAAAUGCUCUGCUGCAUGGAAAACAAAUUCAUGGGUAUGCUAUAAGAAAGGAAUUUGAUUCAGAAACAAGCCUCUGUAACUCCCUUGUGGACAUGUAUGUAAAGUGUGGUAAGCUGGAUGCUGCAAUGGUAGUCUUCAACAGCACCAACUGGAAGGAUAACAUAUCAUGGAAGAACAUAAUCUUUGGAUGCAUAGAAAAUGGGCUGCCACGAGAAGCACUUCAACUGUUCUAUGAUAUGAGAGCUUCUUCUAUUGAACCUGAUGAAAUCACCAUCAGGAAUGUAAUAGGUACAUGCUCACAAGUCAGCUAUCUGAUCUUUAUAUUAGGACUGCAUUGCUAUAUCAUCAAGAAUGGUCUAGGUGCCUCGACUUCUGUUGGAACUGCACUGCUCAGAGCAUAUGCUGAAUUCAAGGAGGUGGAGAUGGCACAGGCAUUGUUUAAUCAACUCCAUCAAAAAGAUAACGUAGCAUGGAGCGCGAUGAUCUCAGCCUACUCUCAUACAGGUCAUCCAGAUCUUGCGUUGGAGAUGUUCAAACAGAUGCAAUUAGCAAGGGAGGAAGCUAACGAGAUUACGUUUGUUAGUUUGCUGCAAGCUUGCUCAUUGGUUUGCUCAUUGGUGGGAGCAUUAAAGCUAGGAAAAAGCAUACAUGCACAUGUUACAAGACUGGUCUGUGUUUCUAAUAUGUUUGUAACAUCAGCUCUGAUUGAUUUCUACUGCAAGUUGGGGAGGCUUAGGGAAGCCGAGAUCCUAUUUGGCAAGCUUCAAAAAAGAGAUCUUGUUUGUUGGAGUUCCAUGAUAAAUGGGUAUGGGAUAAAUGGGUGUGGAGAAGAGGCAGUUCAAAUUUUCUAUAAUAUGUUAGAGCAGGGGUUGAUGCCUAAUGAGGUCACUUUUGUCUCCAUUCUUUCUGCCUGUAGUCAUUGUGGCCUAGUGGAUGAAGGUUGGAAGUGGUUUCACUCUAUGAAAGAGCAGUUUGGUAUUAGUUCAACUCUGGCGCACUAUACUUGUAUCGUAGAUUUGCUAGGCGGCCAAGGGAGAGUCGAAGAAGCUUUGGAGUUUGUGAACAUGAUGCCUAUGGAACCAGAUAUCACAGUGUGGGGUGCUUUGUUGAGCUGGUGUAGAGGGCACGGUGACAUCAACAUUGCUGAGUUUGCGGCUGAGCGAUUAAUACAGUUGGAUCCAAGUAACUCUAGCUGCUAUGUGACGUUGUCUAACCUGUAUUCCAAACUUGGCCUGUGGGAAGAUGCUCAAAGAAUCAGAGGGCUGAUGGAGGAUAACAGCUUGAAAAAGACAGCAGGGUUUAGCAUGGUUUGAUGAUCUUAGGUACCAUCUUUAAAGAAUGUUCCAAUUAUCAGAUAUUAAUGAAAUCAGCUUAUUCCAUCU
This is a messenger RNA of Elaeis guineensis (African oil palm), 2146 nucleotides long. NCBI's taxonomy places the organism in Eukaryota, Viridiplantae, Streptophyta, Magnoliopsida, Arecales, Arecaceae. The record is from RefSeq and is a predicted model, not a curated record.